Molecule: messenger RNA, 2991 nt
Organism: Trematosphaeria pertusa
Lineage: Eukaryota; Fungi; Ascomycota; Dothideomycetes; Pleosporales; Trematosphaeriaceae
Product: kinesin family protein-like protein
Exons: 4
Coding region: 1-2991 (996 amino acids)
Biological process (GO): microtubule-based movement
Molecular function (GO): ATP binding; microtubule motor activity; microtubule binding
Source: RefSeq, a predicted model, not a curated record
AUGGCCGCCGAUGGCGCGUCCAGCAUCAACGUUACCGUCCGAGUCCGCCCGUUUACUAUAAGAGAGGCGGCGCAAUUGUCGAAAUGCGACGAUCAGACGCUGUUUCUGGGGGAUGGAUCGCUGGCUGCAGCGCCGACGCCCAAGUUGCAUCAGAAGGGGAUACGGCCUGUUCUUAAGGUCGUUGACGAGAAGUGCUUAAUAUUCGACCCGCCAGAAGACAAUCCCGUGCAGCGCUUUUCGCGAUCAGUCGUGCCGCAGGGAAAGCGAGUAAAGGACCAGACGUUUGCGUUCGAUCGGGUGUUCGAUGAGAAUACUUCCCAGGGCGAUGUUUAUGAAGCUACGACAAAGCCCCUGCUGGACAGCGUGUUGGAUGGGUAUAAUGCUACGGUAUUCGCAUACGGAGCGACAGGCUGUGGAAAGACACACACUAUUACGGGAACCUCACAACAACCUGGAAUCAUCUUCCUGACCAUGCAGGAGCUGUUCGAGAAGAUACAAGAUUUGCAAGAGGAGAGGGUUACUGAGAUUACGCUCUCUUACCUAGAAAUCUACAAUGAGACGAUUCGCGAUUUGCUCGUAGAGGGUGGAAGUAAAACGUCGCUGAUGCUGCGAGAGGAUGCGAACCAGGCGGUGUCGGUCGCAGGCCUCUCUAGCCAUCGACCGCAGAACGUCCAAGAGGUCAUGGACAUCAUCGUGCGCGGCAACGAGUAUCGUACGAUGUCGCCUACCGAGGCCAAUGCUACCUCAUCCCGAUCGCACGCCGUCCUUCAAAUCAAUGUGUCAUCGAAAGAUCGAAAUGCUUCCGUCAACGAACCGCAUACGAUGGCCACCCUCAGCAUCAUCGACCUGGCAGGUAGUGAGCGUGCCAGCGCAACCAAGAACCGAGGAGAGCGCUUGAUGGAAGGUGCGAACAUCAACAAGUCGCUGCUUGCUUUAGGAAGCUGCAUCAACGCCUUGUGCGACCCGCGAAAAAGGAACCACGUCCCAUACCGAAACUCGAAGCUCACCCGGCUACUCAAGUUCUCACUCGGCGGCAAUUGUAAGACUGUUAUGAUUGUCUGCGUAAGUCCUUCAAGCGCACAUUUCGACGAGACCCAGAACACGCUGCGAUACGCGAACAGGGCGAAGAACAUCCAGACGAAGGUGACGAAGAACGUAUUCAAUGUCAAUCGCCAUGUGAAGGAUUACCUGAAGAAGAUCGACGAGCAGCGGGCAAUGAUCGACGAGUUGUUGAAGAGGCAAAAGGACUUUGAAGGAAGUGCAUUUGUCAAGUUCCAGAAGCAGAGCGACAAGAAGGAGGGCAUUAUCCGCGACGCUGUCGCUCGCCUGCGACAAGCAUACGCGGAUUCCGAGGCAGAGCGACGGGAAAGGCUAGGAACGAUGAAGACGUUGAAGCAGGCGGAGAAGCGGAUCUCUCUCAUCUCAGCAUGGAUCGCUGCGUUUGACCAGAUCCAAGACACCCGUGAAAACGAAGAUCUGCCCUCGCAAGUGGCCGCGAUGAGGGACUCUGCUGUCGGAAUUUCGGUCGAGCUCGAGCAGACCCGUCAGCACUGCCACCGGAGACUAGAACGCACACACUGGGUCAGCAAGCUGGACACUGCUCUGCAAGUCGGCCUAAGGCAACUAGGCGAUGUUGACGGAUCUACCGACAGCCAUGAGGCGGCCAAUCUUGCCCGAGAGUACGAAUUGCUGAAAUCCAACGCCGAACGCGAGGCCAUAAGCGUCCUUUUGGAGCAGGAGAAGGGAGGUGAUGCUGCGAUUGUGCAGGUGCUUGUGCAAGCACAUAUUGAGACGGUCGCAAUUCUGAACCAAAUCACCCAGAUGGACGAGGAGGGAGCCGUUCAGGCAGCGAGGAAUGUUCUCACCAAGAUCAUGACCUCCUGCACAAACGCCACUUCGCAGGCCAUCCGACCGGACGGUGGCCUGCCGGUUACUGAGUUCUUCGCUCCUAGGAGCAAAGGAACCCCGAAGCGUAGGAAGCCGGUAAACAUCAUGGGACCAUCGCCAAUGCGACCGCUCGCAAUGCCUACACUCACAGAGGCAGCUCAUCUCACGUCAUCUCCAAUGAAGGCGUCACCGCGACGGCGAAAGAUGGGCGGGGUCAAGAAGGGCGUGCAGUUCUCGCCGAAGAAGAAGUCGCCCUCAAAAGCGAAGCGUGUGGUUCGCUGGCGAGACGAUACCGAGAACGGUACCCUGGCGGAGUUCCAGAAGACACCGGAGCAUAUAGAGCAUUUGGAGUCGACGCCUACCAACUCUUCGAUCGAGAUUCCUGCUGCACCCACAUUCUCAGCACCCGUCCUCACGUCUGAAGGGCGGCAUAAUGGCUCGUCACCAAUUCCGACGCCUCCGAAAGCAUCCAUGGACCUCAAGCGGUCGAGCCGGUUCCAGGCCGGUUUUCUGUCCAAGAAGGCGGAUGGCUCCCCGGCUCCUCAGUUGACAGCCUUCUCGUCGGACUCUGAUACCUCCCCGCUGCGAGAGAUCGGAACCAACACAGUCCGCCCGUCGCCACUAAACAUGGUUGAAACUGCUUCCUCGGACGCGACUCCAGCGGACAGCUGUAGCAGCGCUUCGGGCUCCGACGAAGAGAAGUGGACCAUGGACAACUCCGAUGCCCGCAAGAUUGGUUCCGCUGUCAAGCGACGUUCGUCUACGACUCGAGGCUCCGUUCCGAUGAGUAAGACGCAUCGUCGCCGUAGCCCUACCGCGGCCACCUCAUGCAGCCCUCCCAACGAGAAUACCCUGUUCUCUGCUAGUGCGGCACGUCGAAUGGUCAAGGGCGAUCGUGAUGCUGACUGGAAGAAUAGCGUCCUGAGCCCGCGGACUGCGCCCAUAGUCAAGGGAGCAGCUCGACGAACAACGAUGGCUGUUUCGGGAGAAGAGCGGGCACGAGAGGCGGGGAGCUUGAAUCGUGCGCCUAUGCGGUUGACCAGCGGCUCUUCGACUGGCUCAAGAGGUAGCUUUAACCCUGCGACGAAGAGUGUUUGGCGCUGA